AUGACCGAUAUUGAGAAGAAGCGUCCUCCUCUCUCGGACUCCUCUGAUCGAAGCGAUAGAGAAUCUGAAGCUGCGGAGAACAAGACGAAAGAGCAACCAGAGGAAGAUAUUGACGAGGCCCGUGAGCGUAUUAUCCGAGAACAUCGUACUGAGUUGGAGCAGCGGGGCGAGGGCUUGGUCCAACAAGAGAUCCCCAUUCUUCCUCUCACCCAGUUUUUCGGACAGAAGAAAGAUUUCGAUAUCGAUGCAAUCGCGACUCAACCUUCUGUGUACGACAGCCCUGCUGCUGCUGCCUACUUCAGGCCCCACGAAAGCUAUGAAAACCGGCAUCGGUUCGAUCCCACUUGCAGGUGGACAUGGAAGGAGGAACUGCCACUCAUCAACAAGAUGGACCUCAAGAUCACCAUAUGGGCUUGUGUUGCCUUCUUCGGUCUAGACCUCGGUCGUGGCAACCUUUCGCAAGCCAACACCGAUGACUUCCUACCAGAUCUCGGAAUGGACACCAAUGACUACAACCUUGGAAACACUGUGUAUCAAAUUUCCUUCUUAUGCGCCGAAUUGCCUUCUCAGAUGAUCAGCAAAAAGUUAGGUCCGGACCGCUGGAUCCCCUUCAUCAUGUGCUCAUGGAGCCUCGUCUCGGGAGCUCAAUUCUUCCUCAGCGGUAGGACCAGUUUUCUUAUCACCCGCGCUAUCCUCGGUGUCCUGCAAGGCGGCUUCAUCCCUGACAUCGUACUUUACCUUACCUACUUCUUCAAGGGCAACGAGCUUCCGUUCAGGUUGGCGAUGUUUUGGUGCGUGCGACGAAUCACGGAUAUCAUCGCACCUAUCAUUGCUUUUGGUGUUCUUCGCAUGCGAGGCGUUCUCGGAUAUGAAGGAUGGAGAUGGCUUUUCUUGAUCGAGGGGAUCAUCAUGCUGUCCAUCGGCAUAUGGUCUAUUUUCAAGAUGGCCCCUUCGCCUACACAAACCAAACGGCCUUGGAGACCACAGGGCUGGUUCAACGAACGAGAGGAGAAGAUCCUCGUCAACAGGAUUCUGCGUGACGACCCCUCCAAGUGCGACAUGCACAACCGGCAGGCCAUCAACCUCAAGAUGCUUUGGCACUCUCUUUGCGACUACGAGCUUUGGCCCAUCUACAUCUUUGGCCUUCUCUGGGAGAUUCCCGCCGGUCCUCCAGACCAGUACCUUACCCUGACCCUUCGGAACCUUGGCUUCGGUACCUUCGAUGCCAACCUGCUCAGCAUUCCGUGCCAAUUCAUUGGUGCCGUUAUGAUGUGCAUCAUGACCUAUUUGUCAACGAGAUGGAACGAGCGUGCUCUUUUUGGUGUCUUUACACAGUUUUGGUAUCUCCCGAACUUGAUCGCGCUCGCCGUUCUGCCUUCUACAGCUGGCCCAUGGGCGCAAUUCGCGAUUGUCACAGUCUUGCUAUCCUACCCGUCCCCGCAUGCCAUGCACGUGGCCUGGGGAAGCCGAAACUCCAAUUCCGUGCGCACUCGGGCUGUAUCUGCAGCCCUUUACAACAUGAUGGUCCAGCUUGCUCGAGUGAUUUACUCAAACAUCUACCGCGAAGAUGAUCGGCCUGAAUCAAAGGGCUUCUAUAUCUACAAGAACAGAUCCCGCGAGAAGAAGUGGCAAGCGAUGACUGAAGACGAACGGAUUCACUACCUCGAUACAACCAAGGAUAAAGGAAGUUCGAAACUAGACUUCCGGUUCGUGCAUUAA
Messenger RNA from Verticillium dahliae VdLs.17, 1719 nucleotides. RefSeq lists its product as uncharacterized. Gene Ontology annotation, biological process: transmembrane transport. Gene Ontology annotation, molecular function: transmembrane transporter activity. Gene Ontology annotation, cellular component: membrane. Bases 1 to 1719 code for a protein of 572 amino acids. The transcript has 7 exons. The record is from RefSeq and is a predicted model, not a curated record. NCBI's taxonomy places the organism in Eukaryota, Fungi, Ascomycota, Sordariomycetes, Glomerellales, Plectosphaerellaceae.